Solenopsis invicta (red fire ant) is the source of this 2770-nucleotide messenger RNA. RefSeq names its product zinc finger protein 852-like. The transcript is spliced from 9 exons. Bases 263 to 2626 code for a protein of 787 amino acids. Gene Ontology annotation, molecular function: zinc ion binding; DNA-binding transcription factor activity; RNA polymerase II cis-regulatory region sequence-specific DNA binding. Lineage: Eukaryota; Metazoa; Arthropoda; Insecta; Hymenoptera; Formicidae. Gene Ontology annotation, cellular component: nucleus. The record is from RefSeq and is a predicted model, not a curated record. Gene Ontology annotation, biological process: regulation of transcription by RNA polymerase II.
CAGCACGACAUUACAGGAAAGACAUUGCUACGAAUAAAUGAGAAUAGCUUGAGGCGAAUUGGUAUCGAUAAUGAUCAACACAGAGUGGACAUAUGGAGGGAGAUAAUGAAACUGCAUCUGAAAACAGACAUGUUAGAGCUUAAGGAUAUUGAGCGACGAAAUAAUAUGAAUAUGAACCUUGACUGAAUUUUAAUAUUACAUAGCUGUAUGCUUUUUAAUAUAUAUUAUUUAUGACUUUGUUGGCCAAUUCUAAAGAGACAUAAUGAAUACAAAAAUAAUUAAGGUUGCACUUAUUUCUAAUGAUAAGUUCGAAAUAUGUCGUUUGUGCGGAAAAAAGUCUUUGAAUUGUAUUUCAAUAUUCGAGGACAGAAAUAACUAUAUUCUCGAAAAAAUCAGUAGAUGUCUGCCAAUUAUUGUUUUUCCAAAUGAUAAUUUACCCUCCAGCGUGUGCAGGCGUUGCCUGAAUUAUUUAAAUAUUAGUUGCAAAUUGAUUCUUACUGCAAUAGAGGUGGACAAACGACUACGUAUGCAAUUAGAUCUAAAGCAGAAAGUCUCUGCUAACUGCAAAAAUAAAGGUAGUGUCUCUACGAAUAAAGAUACUGUCUUUACAAAUAAAGAUACUUACUUUACAAAUAAAGAAGUUACGGCAUCUUGUGACGGACCUGUAAUAUCUGCCAUAGCUGGCUCAGUUGGAUGUGAUUUGUGUGACUUGCAUUUUCAAAAUAUAGAUAUAGUUGACACGAACCAGAUUCGUUUUUUUAAGUGGAAAUGCAGCCUGUGUGAUAGCAGCUUUGACAAAUCUAGUGAGCUGAUAGCUCACAAGUCAUCAAAGCAUAAUGGUAACAUUAUGGUAUGCAAUAAAUGUCGAUGCACAUACGGUCAAAAUGUAAAUACAGAUGAGAUGAAUAAUAAACAAAAUACCAAACGAAAAAUUAUCAAUGAGAAAGUUCAGAAUAAUCAGAUUAAUGCGCAAGAAAUUAUGAAUAAGACGAAUAAUAAACAGAAAAUUACUAAUAAAAAUGUUCAGAAUGAUAAACAGGAAAUUACAAGUGAAAAGAACAUCCAGAAUAAUCAGCAAACGGAGCAGGAGACUAUUGACAAAAAUAAUUACGAAAGAAUCGUUUCAAAAAAUGACGAAAUUGGAGCAUUUAUCAACUUGACAAUGGAUGAAAAUGAUAUUGCAAUAAAAGAUAAAAAUGUAGAUUUUGAUAAAAUGCAUGUCUCAAUAGAAGAAACUGAUGACAGCUUUGAUUUAGAUAAAAUCAUGGACAAUGAUGACACUUCUGAUUCAGAAACAGAUAGAAUCGUAGAGCAAUAUAAGAGAAUUUUUGAACGGAUCAAAACUACUCAAAAUGAGCAACUGAAACGAUUCUUUUGCGACACUUGCAAGAUCUUUUUUGAGAGCGAGCGACAUUUCAAUGCUCAUAACAGGAUACACGAGGAAAAAGUUGUUACUUGUACCAAAUGCUCCACAAAAUGCUCGUCUGUGCAUGAUCUGUUUCUUCAUAAACGUGAAAAGCACAAUAUGUAUAAAAAUUCAUGUGUAAAGUACGCGUGCAGUAAAUGUGGAAAAUUCUUUACGCACAGCUGGACUUGGGAAUCUCACAAGGAAGAUCAGUGCUUCAAAACGAAAAAGAAGUUUUGCAAAUAUUGUAACGUGGUAUUCCCGACACAACUCAAACUGACACGCCACUUAAGGAGUCACAAAUGGGAGAUGCUCAAUGAUCCGGAUGUGACUGUAUACAAAUGCGUUUCCUGUCCCAAAGAAUUUAUCGACAAAGAAUUUUACGAAAAGCAUAGAAAUGUACAUGAUCCGGAAUGUUGGAAUAAAUACCGGUGUGCCACAUGCAAGAAACCGUUUAGGGAUGGGAUUCGAUUACACGAACAUCACAUGGCAGUUCAUCAGAACAUUAAGCCUUAUCAAUGCCAUGUCUGCGGACGUUUUUUUCUGCGCUCGCAAAGUUUGAAAAUACAUAGUAGAAUUCAUUCUGGGCACAAUUGCAAUCGUUGUAACAAAGUUUUUGAAAAAAGAGUGGAUUUAACGAAGCAUCUGCAAGAAACCCACGGUUUGAAGCUGCCUAGUAAACCCAACUUGAAUAAAGAUUACAUCUGUAGAUACUGUGGCAAAAAGCUUAGAUCGUAUAUAUCGUUGACAGAUCACGAAAGAAUUCACACCGGAGAAAAGCCAUACAACUGUUCGAAAUGUGAACGGUCCUUCCGGAGUUAUACUGCUAGAUGGACUCAUCUACAGCAUCAUUUGAAAAGCAUGUUUGUGUGCGAACAUUGUGGAAAAUCCUAUAGGAGUUACACUGCUAGAUGGGCUCAUCUCCAACAUCACCUGAAGGGAAUGUUCGUGUGCGAUCAUUGUGGAAAAUCCUAUAGUUACAAGCGAAGUUUAGCUCUGCAUACUUUAACUCAUUUGCCGAUGGAGGAUCGCAAGUAUGAAUGUAAUAUAUGUAAGAAAAGAUUUAUGAGGAACGCUCAUCUGAUUAUUCACCAACGUAUUCAUUCCGGAAUACGACCCUAUAAAUGCGAUGUGUGUUUGGUAAGUUUCACACAAAAGGGCGACAUGGUACGACAUCGAAUGCGACACUUUAACAAAGACAAACCUGUAAAAAAAAGAUAAAAAGGUUGAGACGUAGAUUUAAGAAAUGACAAAACUAACGUCUUUUGUUAAUUUAAGUAAUAAAUGAUAAUAUGUUGUUAUACUAUAUCCAACAAUAUGUAUGUACUGUAAGUACAAAAUAAAAAUAUUUGGUUUUGUAACAUA